AUGUCCCAGCUGGACAGGUACACUCCAAAGCUCCUGCAGCUGUUCGAUGCAAUGGGAGGAGCAGAGGGUCAGCACAUCAAGAACAUGCUGAUGGAGCUGAUACAGGGGAGUACCACAAGGCAGCCUUCCAAAGUCCCAGAAGGCUACACGUUGGUGAAAGAACUGGGACAUGGAGUCUAUGGAACAGUGAUGGAAUGUGUUGAAAACAUCACUGAAGAGCACGUGGCCAUAAAGGUGUCCAAAUGUAACAAUCUUGACCAUGAGGCGAAAAUCAUGAAAAAGCUCAUGAGCCACAACGCAAAGGAGUCCAACAUCAUUGAGCACAAAGGAGACAUCUUCAUAGAAAAUACGCGGCUCCUGGUUCUUGAAAAAUUGGACAUCACCCUGGUGGACUAUGUGGAGAAUUUACCACAGCCAAUGCCACUGGAAGACGUCCGUAUGGUUAUUCAGCAGCUGGCUGUAGCUCUGAAUGCAACAAAGAGCGCUGGCAUAAUCCACGCUGAUGUGAAGAUAGAGAACAUCACGAUGGUGGAUCACGUGAAGCAGCCCUACAAGGUCAAACUCAUUGACUUUGGUAUGGCCAAGGACAGGUCCAAAGCCAAAGCAGGAAAGCUACGCCAAGCACUUGCAUUUAGAGCUCCAGAAAUCACCCUAGGCCUGCCAUAUUCAGAGGCCAUCGACGUUUGGUCGUUAGGCUGCGUGAUGGUCUGGAUGAUGACCCAAGAUUUACUCUUCGGAUUCGACUCACAAUACUGGACACUCCGACGCAUGAUCCGUCUGCCGCCGCAACAUCUCAUCGAUGCUGGCCGGAGAUCAGGAUUAUUUUUUAAGAAAAUGCCUAAUCGUUUGUGGCGGCUGAAGACACUUAGAGAGUAUUUUGGGAGAUAUAAAUCCUCUGCAAGUCGUGACCUCUACUCCUACCGCACAGUUUACACCGAUGAACCGAGACCCUCCACCAGCCUGUCCAUCACCUUUAAUCCUGCAGACCCUGAAAACAAAAUGAACCUGCCAGGCUUGCCUGACAGUGAGUAUGAGGAAUCUGAGGACAGUAGUGAUUAUAUAGACACUGACUACAAUGAGGACAGUGAUGUGGAGGAGGAGAAAUACAGAGAAAACAUCAAAGCUGAGACGGAAAAGGAUCCUGUCAACAAGGAGAUCAAUGAUUAUGAGGACAUUGACGAUGCUGACACUGCUGCAGACACUGAGGACAGCAAGGAUAGUCACGAUGAUGAAGACACUGAGGACAGACUGAUCGCUACCAUCGUCUUCUACCUGCGAGUGCUUGGGAUCGGCAUCUGGGCGUCCAUCAAAUCCAAAAAGGAUGAAAACCGGACGCAGGCUAAUCAUGCAGACGUGGUUCUGCUUGGAAACAGGAAAAUCAGCUUAGUAGUCGGCAUCUUCACCACCACAGUAAGAGUUCCAUCAAUCCUCAUCUCCCAGCAGUGA
Acanthochromis polyacanthus (spiny chromis) is the source of this 1446-nucleotide messenger RNA. RefSeq names its product homeodomain-interacting protein kinase 1-like. The record is from RefSeq and is a predicted model, not a curated record. NCBI's taxonomy places the organism in Eukaryota, Metazoa, Chordata, Actinopteri, Pomacentridae. The coding region runs from base 1 to 1446 and encodes 481 amino acids. Gene Ontology annotation, molecular function: protein serine/threonine kinase activity; transcription coactivator activity; ATP binding. The transcript has 10 exons. Gene Ontology annotation, cellular component: cytoplasm; PML body; nucleus. Gene Ontology annotation, biological process: smoothened signaling pathway; peptidyl-serine phosphorylation; peptidyl-threonine phosphorylation.